Triticum urartu is the source of this 2331-nucleotide messenger RNA. RefSeq names its product L-type lectin-domain containing receptor kinase IX.1. Gene Ontology annotation, biological process: protein phosphorylation. The record is from RefSeq and is a predicted model, not a curated record. NCBI's taxonomy places the organism in Eukaryota, Viridiplantae, Streptophyta, Magnoliopsida, Poales, Poaceae. Gene Ontology annotation, molecular function: ATP binding; protein kinase activity; carbohydrate binding.
UUGCGUUUUCUCAGUGGAAAAGAUGGCCAGUUGACCUGUUCUUCGAGUCUUUCUACACAAGAUCGAGCACGCCACGCUAUAUACAGAUGGAGAGAACUACCAAGACACCUUGACACUGUGCACCAGCGCCGGGGGCGGGCGAUGGCCGAGAUCACGCCGGCAACCGCCUGUGCUCUCCUCCUCGUCCUCUGUGUUUGCUGCCACCUGCCUCCUCCCGCCGCUUCCCUCUUCUUCAACUACUCCACUUUCAGCUCUCAAGAUCAGAAGGACUUCAGGAUCGAAGGGGACGCCUCCUUCAGCGUCGGGCGGAUCGACGUCAGCGCCAACAGGAUCGACGGCAUCGGCAACAGCGCGGGCCGGGUGUCCUACAACGCCCAGCCGAUGCUGCUCUGGGACAAGGCCACGGGCGAGGUGGCGAGCUUCACCACGCGUUUCUCCUUCGCCAUCGGCAUCCCCAACAUCAACAACAAGGGGAAAGGCAUGGCCUUCUUCCUCGCCGGCUACCCGUCGCUCCUGCCGUACGAUUCCUACGGCUUCGACCUCGGCCUCACCAACCAGAGCACCGACGCCACGGCGACAGGGGACAGCCGGUUCGUCGCCGUCGAGUUCGACACCUUCAACGACACCCAGGUAUCCGAUCCCGACGCCACCUAUGACCACCUCGGCAUCGACGUCAACUCCGUCCGAUCCGUGGUAACCAAGUCCCUGCCGAGCUUCAGCCUCAUGGGGAACAUGACCGCUCUCAUACAGUACGACAACGUUUCCAGCCUUCUGUCCCUGACGCUGUGGCUCGGCGAUGGCCGAGGCCGGAAUUACAGCCUUAGCUCCAAGGUAGACCUCAAGAGCGCAUUGCCGGAGCAGGUCGCCGUCGGCUUCUCCGCCGGGACGUCCUCGUCCGUGGAGCUACAUCAGCUAAGUUCAUGGUACUUCAGCUCGUCCUUGGAACCGAAGGCGGUCACCGUCGCCCCACCCUCCCCUAGGCCUGGCAGUGGCAGUGGCAGCCACAGUUCAGGAGUUAUAGCGGGAGCGAGCGCCGGCGCGACACUGUUCCUGGUGCUCGUCAUCGUCACCGCAGUAAUCUUGAUACGUCGUCGUGGGAACAAGAAGAAGAAGCGAGAGGUCGAGGAGGAUGACAUGGGCUCGGAGGACGAGGACGGCGAUCCGGCGGUGGAGAUUGAGAUGGGGAGCACGGGACCGAGGCGAUUUCCGUACCAGGAGCUGGUGGAUGCGACGAGGAACUUCGCGGCAGAUGAGAAGCUCGGGCAAGGCGGCUUUGGCGCGGUGUACCGAGGCAACCUCAAAGAGCCUGGCCUCGCCGUGGCUAUAAAGCGGUUCUCCAAGGAUUCGUCGAUGCAGGGGAAGAGGGAGUACACGUCAGAGAUCAACGUGAUAAGCAAGCUGCGGCACCGGAACCUGGUGCAGCUCGUCGGGUGGUGCCACGGCCGCAACGAGCUCCUGCUCGUCUACGAGCUCAUGCCCAACCGCAGCCUAGACAUCCAUCUCCACGGCAAGGGCACCUUCUUGACAUGGCCGAUGAGGAUGAAGAUAGUAACCGGGCUGGGCUCGGCACUGCUGUACCUCCACGAGGAGUGGGAGCAAUGCGUGGUGCACCGCGACAUCAAGCCGAGCAACGUGAUGCUGGACGAGUCCUUCGGCGCCAAGCUAGGGGACUUCGGGCUGGCGAGGUUCAUCGACCACGCCGUCGGGACGCAGACGAUGACCGCCGUGUCGGGGACACCGGGCUACGUGGACCCGCAGUCCAUGAUCACUGGCAGGGCCAGCGCGGACCUGCUGGAGGUUGCAUGCGGAAGGAGGCCGGUGAGUCUGCUGCAUGAUCCGGCCGAGAAGAACGGGCUGUUCCGGCUGGUCGAGUGGGUCUGGGACCUGUAUGGUCGGGGAGCCCUUCUGGACGGGGCCGACGAGCGGCUCGACGGCGAGUACGACAAGGCGGAGGUGGAGCGCGUGAUGGUCGCCGGGCUCUGGUGCGCGCACCCGGACCCGAGCGCGCGGCCGUCCAUGAGAGCAGCCAUGGCCGUGCUCCAGUCCAAGGAUGCUAAUCAGCUGCCGGUGCUCCCCGCCAGUAUGCCCGUGCCGACGUACGGGCCGCUGGUGUCCUUGCCGAGCGGGCUGUCUUCGUUCAGCGUGACACAGUCGACGUCGACAAGCGGCUACGGCACACACACGUCUACUUCGUCCGACGUUAGCACGAUCGGUUCAAAGGAUUCGUCUUCGUUACUCAAACAUCAGUACUCAUAAUGUUAUAUUCUUUUUAUAGUUCUUUAUAGUCGAUGAUUCAUGAUUGAAUGGGACAGCUCAUGUCCGUUGAAUUUU